Molecule: messenger RNA, 3449 nt
Organism: Mytilus trossulus (common blue mussel)
Lineage: Eukaryota; Metazoa; Mollusca; Bivalvia; Mytilida; Mytilidae
Product: charged multivesicular body protein 2a-like
Exons: 6
Coding region: 136-813 (225 amino acids)
Biological process (GO): late endosome to vacuole transport; endosome transport via multivesicular body sorting pathway; protein transport
Cellular component (GO): ESCRT III complex; multivesicular body
Source: RefSeq, a predicted model, not a curated record
CACAUUCUCCGUGACGUCAUUGUCAAAAUACACAUUGAAGCAAUUUCCUGACUCAGAGUCACUCAUUCCUUACAACUCAGUUACAUUGUAUUUUACAGUUGAAGAACUUUAAUUUUCAUUUAAAAGUGUGUCAACAUGCCUUUAGAAUGGCUCUUUGGAAAGAAAAAGACUCCAGAGGAAAUGUUACGACAGAAUCAAAGGGCAUUAACCAAAGCCAUGAGAGAUCUGGAUAGAGAAAAAGCCAAGAUGGAACAACAAGAGAAGAAAGUUAUUGCUGAUAUUAAGAAAAUGGCAAAGCAAGGCCAGAUGGAUGCUGUCAAGAUUAUGGCCAAAGAUUUAGUUCGAACAAGACGUUAUGUAAAGAAAUUUAUUUUGAUGAGAGCAAACAUACAGGCUGUGUCACUAAAAAUACAGACAUUAAAAUCAAAUAAUGCUAUGGCCAAUGCAAUGAAAGGUGUUACAAGAGCCAUGCAAACAAUGAACAAACAGUUGAAGCUUCCACAAAUCCAAAAGAUAAUGAUGGAGUUUGAAAAACAAUCAGAAAUUAUGGAAAUGAAAGAAGAAAUGAUGAAUGAUGCUAUAGACGAUGCUAUGGGUGAUGAAGACGAUGAAGAUGAAAGUGAUGCAAUAGUUUCUCAAGUUUUAGAUGAAUUAGGUUUACAAUUAACAGAUGAAUUAUCAGGUUUGCCAUCAACAGGGGGAACAUUAGCAGCAGGGGCAACAAAACAACCACAAGCACAGGCUGCUGGAGGAGGACCAAGCGAUGCUGAUGCUGAUUUAGAGGCACGAUUAGAAAACUUACGACGACAGUGAAACUGUGAUAAUAUUACGGCUGUGGUGUACAUGGGCAUGACAUUUGUGUAGAAUGAGAGAGCUGUUCAUGUGCAAUAGGGAACAUUUUAUCAUUCAUUAAUCUUCACAUAUGUAUUCUUGGCAUAAACUGAAGGAGCUCUGGGAAUGCAUUAUCUGUAUUAUCUGUCAGUUAUUUCUGUAGAAUUUUUACAGUGUUCUUCCAGUAUUUUCAAUUAGCGCCAAAUGAUUUGAAAUACCAUUGGCCUUAUCCGUAAACUAUCACACCAGACUUUUAGUUUAAAAUAAUCUAUUAUAAAAUCUAUUUUAGAAAGCCCCAUGGUGCUAAAAGGCCCCCACUGGUAUAAAUCAAAAUAGGGAUUAUUUUAUUUGUUUUGGGGGGGACUUGAAUAUUCCUCUUUUAUUUUUAAACUGCAUUUUCCCCUGUUAUUUGGUGAUGCAAAAAGUUUGAGCCAUAAUAUGUUUAAAUUGUAUACAUUGCAUUCUGUAAUUUUCACUUGGUGUUCUGAUAAACCAAGAAGUUGUAUUUUAACUGACAUAUCAAUUAUUCCAUUUUCUGGUUCUAUGACUUUAGUGCAUUAAUCUACAGAAAGAAAAUUACAUUUUUCCCAAGCAUUUCUAACUUUAGACAUGAUGGCAUAAUGAAUUUGAUACAUUUACAGUAAGGUAGCAACAACAUUCAAAAUGUAACUGUGCCAAAUUUUAUACAUAUAGAAACCUAGAUGUUUUAAGGCUGCAUUUCUGUUGUAUAAGUUCAAACAUAUAUCCUUACUUUCAGAUUACUGCAAAUCACAUCCAAAAUGACCUUUUUUCUUCAAGUUAUUUAUUUUUUAUCCAUACAAUCUCUGAAAUUUGUUUUACUGUGUUCUUGCUAAACUAUAUGUAUCAGUACAAACACAGUUAUUUGGUUCAAAAGUACUCUUGGUGGUGAAUCACUGUGAAAAUAGGGGACAGUUAUUCAUUUAUAACCUCUGUGUAUAUGUGUAUGGAAUAUGCAGAAACUAACCCCUUAUUUAUUAACAAUAUCUGUUAAAAAUUCACUACUAGGGAGGAUAUUAACUUAUAAUCUUGAGUGUAUUUUUGUUUUGCAGAGUGACAAGACGAUCCUCAGAUUUUAAUUUAGAAAAUAUUAAAAAGAAUAUUUGAAUUGAAUAUUUUAAAAAGUGAGAAAAAAAUUGUUUUAUGUGCCACACAAAAGAAAAAUCUACAAAUAUAAGAGCUUUUUCAUUAAACUGGAUGUGGGAUGGUUCUGAAGGGACCUGAAAACCCUCUAAGAACCAACAUUGUUUCUUCUAUAAAUUAUGCAUACUUUGAAUCAACAUAACUAUGUCCAAGAAAUAGUUUCUCUUCCUUCUCUCUUGAGCCUUGGUAGCCAAAUGGUCUAAGUAGUUUAUCUGCUGUAUCACUUGCAUGGUGAUGCCAACCAGGAGGUAGGGAGUUUGAACCCCUCACCAGGUAGGUGUUUGACUCCAAUCAUACUUGUUUAGGAUUGACAGUAUCCUAUACUGAGAUGAGUGUUCUCUCCAGCCACCCCUAAAAACUGACCACUGUGAUAUAGCCAAGACAUUAAACCCAAAUAAUCAAUCUUUAAAAAUACACUCAUAUUUUCUUCAAUUUGAAAUUCUAAUGCAACAACGUUUGUAACGUUCAUUUUGAUUGGAUAACGUCACUUUCUUACAUGGCAUCAAUUGACAAUUGAUGCUAUGGGGCAUACGUGCAAGUGCAGACGCCAUAUGACAGAUUUUAAUUACAUAUUUUAAUAUUUUUUUCUGUCAAUAACACACUCAUAUUUUCUUCAAUUUGAAAUUCUAAUGCAACAACGUUUGUAACGUUCAUUUUGAUAUUAUAACGUCACUUUCUUACAUGGCAUCAAUUGACAAUUGAAGCUAUGGGGCAUACGUGCAAGUGCAGACGCCAUAUGACAGAUUUUAAUUACAUAUUUUAACGUUUUUUUCUGUCAGUAAUACACUCAUAUUUUCUUCAAUUUGAAAUUCUAAUGCAACGUUUGUAACGUUCAUUUUGAUUGGAUGACAUCACUUUCUUACAUGGCAUCAAUUGACAAUUGAUGCUAUGGGGCAUACGUGCAAGUGCAGACGCCAUAUGACAGAUUUUAAUUACAUAUUUUAAUGUUUUUUUCUGUCAGUUUCAUUAGAAUGGAGAUAACAAUAUUGUAUUUUAAGCUCCGACGGCCUCAAUUGGGGAUUUGAUGGUCGCAAAUACCUGUUUACUGUGACCGCUAAAGCGUCGCCAGUAAACUUCAUUUGCGACCAUCAAAUACCCAAUUGAUGCUGUCGGAGUUUAAAAUACCAUACAGUAAUCUCCUAAAUAGUACUAUGAGGAUUCCUUCUUAUCCAAAGUAAUAACUCUUGAUAAAUGUUGGUAUUGAAAUCCUAUCUUGUAUUGAUUCUCAAAUACAAUUUUGCAAGAUGUGAAUAUAUAUAAUCCUAGUUAUCAACUUACAAAAAAAGUAUAUGGAUACAAUUCUGAAACUAAUACAGAGAAAUGUUGAAAAUCAAUUCCUUACUUCAUUUAUUUUAAAAUAAAUUAUUGUAUUUGUUUUGAUAGUUAUAUUGUAUCAUAGUGUAAAGUUAUGUAAAUAAUUUUAUAUUGUGAUUAUUAAAGAGUCAUUUUAUAGAUAA